AUGAACGCCUCAGCAACGAUCCGCGCCUCCUAUGUGCGAGCCACUAGGAUGAGCAUGAUGUCAUCACCGCCAACCAUCCCGGUCAUGAAUCCCAUUGCGGACCUUGAAUCACGACCCGCAAACAGCGAGAAACUCGCAAACUUCGUAGCCGUCAACCACCUCGAGCACCGCGAGAAGUGCGACCUCGAACGAGCCAAGAUCUAUGUAUACGACGAGCCAUCAUACCUAGACUGGGACAACAGCGAAUCGUUCAGCGCCCGCGUCAAGAAGAUGUACACCAUCUUCCCUUAUCGCGACCCCAUUUGGCUGGUCGCCAUCGUCUUCGCAGUCGGAAGUCUAGAUCUCGUUAUCAACGCUUUCCUCGACUUACUUCCUCAACUCGACCCUGAACUCCAAUUUGAGACAAACGAGACCAUCGCAAUACCCACUACCGUUCUCAUCGGCUCAAUCUUCUUCUUCGCAGCUGGCAUCUUCGACACCUUCGGGGCUCUGAACGCCGAUCGCGGGACCCUGGAAACCUCCAAAGUCGACCGGAAAGUCACAUACAGACCUGCACUCAUAGGUUCACCAGAGUUCAAAUGGAUUCCUUCAUGGGUGAAGCUCUGGGAUCUUACCAUGACGAACCUCGCCUUCCAAGCCGGGCUAAUCGUGCUCUUUGGCGGUGUGAUCUUCAUGUUUGCUGGCAUUGUUGAUUUUCCUGAGCUUAUUCCUGAAGAGGCACCGCUAUUUGCGACGAUUGUGUUUGGCCCGCAGGUCAUUCAUGGCGCGUUAUUUUUGAUUGCAAAUGCGAUUUUGGCUAUCUCGGAGCAGGAGAGGUGGUAUAAGCCCAAGUUUUGGGAUGCAGAUUGGCAGGGUGCGUUUCUGAACACUGUGGGUGGGUUUGGGUUCAUGACGGCGGGGUUGUUCUUGUUUGGUGAGGAUAAGCUUUCUGCAGCUGUGGCAGCAUUGGUGGGCAGUUGGGCGUUCUUUAUUGGUAGCAUGAUUCGAUGGUGUGCGGAGUCUAUACAGCAGUCACAGGAGUGGUAUAUAUGCCGAUGCAAUCGCGACGGCGGGCUCAAGACCGGACAGAACUGUUGCGAGAACUCCACUAUAGGCCAUGUCGGCGAAAUCGAGGGCAGGCAACAGCUUUUGCCGAAGAUAGUAAUGAUCCAGGCCCUGUUGUCACUGUUAGUAAUUAGUACAUCGCUGACAUGUAACGGACCGGCAGACUCACAUGACGCCAAUGCCAAGUAA
Messenger RNA from Macroventuria anomochaeta, 1233 nucleotides. RefSeq lists its product as uncharacterized. Bases 1 to 1233 code for a protein of 410 amino acids. The record is from RefSeq and is a predicted model, not a curated record. The transcript is spliced from 2 exons. Lineage: Eukaryota; Fungi; Ascomycota; Dothideomycetes; Pleosporales; Didymellaceae.